Messenger RNA from Nannospalax galili (Upper Galilee mountains blind mole rat), 3087 nucleotides. RefSeq names its product DISC1 scaffold protein (gene Disc1). The coding region runs from base 1 to 2700 and encodes 899 amino acids. NCBI's taxonomy places the organism in Eukaryota, Metazoa, Chordata, Mammalia, Rodentia, Spalacidae. Gene Ontology annotation, cellular component: microtubule; mitochondrion; intermediate filament cytoskeleton. The record is from RefSeq and is a predicted model, not a curated record. The transcript has 14 exons. Gene Ontology annotation, biological process: cilium assembly; neuron migration.
AUGAUUAAGGCCUGUGGCCACCUCUGCAGCAGGGGAUGGGACACUGUGCUGCAGAAUGUGUCAGCCUUGUGUUCUGUUGUGUUUGACGGUAGACAUGGCUCAUUGCCUGCAGCAUCUCGUCGGAGGCAGCGGCUGACACGGAGACCAGGCUACAUGAGAAGUGUAGCUGGGGUCGGGAUCGGAUUCCUCUCUCCAGCAGUGGGCACGUCAUGCUGGGUCCCAGGAGGGCCAAUAGGCAAGGGGCUCUACCAUUCAAAGUCCGAGGCUGGACGGUGUAGCCUUGACCCCAGCAGCCACUGUAAAGGCUCAUUGGUGGGCAUUCCAUUUCUUAAGAGCUCAUCCGCCCCUGAUGUGGCCUCUGGGAACCACCUGCACUUGGCCCAGAGCUCUGUAAGAGAAACUCCAGUGGGCUUUGGGGUUCAUCCCAGAGCUGGCAACAGACUACCUGAGAGGCUGACUGGGUCAUGCCGUCCUGGAGACUGUGGACGUCAGCAAGAAUUUUCAUCCAUGGACAGUUCUGAGUCCCCAGGCUCCAGCCUUGGUGCAGCCUGGAGUGAAGGGACAAGGGGCCCUCAGGCUAUGGGAUCACUGGCAUCACUAGAGUCGAGCACCACCCCUGGCAUCCCAGCCCUUCCUGGCUCCCAAGACAUCUUUGCCUCCAGCUUCAGCUUCAUUCAGCUUUCCCUUGGUGCCGCUGGUGAACGCGGAGAGGCAGAAGGCUGCUUGCCAUCCAGGGAGGCUGAGUCCCCUCAUCUGAGCCCCCAAGGGAUGGGGACCGAAGCAUCCAGCUCAGACAGGCAACAUGAGGACCCUCGACAGCUCUGGGCUUUCAGUCCCCUGGCUAGUCCAGGCUCUGUGGAUAUGGCUCAGGUGGCAGGGAGCAGCAGCAGGCUAGAGUGUAGCAUGCUCUCCUCCCUAGAUACAGACACUUCCCAGGAUCCCUCCAUAGAUGGAGAUCAGGCUGACAAGGGUAGCGGUUGGGCAAAUGCCCAUGGGUGGGAUGCUUUGCUCAAGGAAUGGGAGCCGGUGCUGCAGGACUGUCUACGGAGCCAUCGCAGGCAGCUGGAGGUCACCUCCUUAAGUUUAAAACUUCAGAAACUUCAAGAAAAAGCCAUUGACGAUGGUGAUUAUGAUAAGGCAGAGGCGCUGAGACAGAGAUUGGAAGACCUGGAGCAGGAGAAAGGCGGCCUGCCCUGGGCGCUGCCUUCACAGCAACCGGCUCUUGGCAGCUUCUUGGGCUACCUGGCCGCACAGACCCAGGUGGCCUUGUCUGGAGCCACUCAGAGGACUGGCAGCUAUGACCCCACAGCCGCACUUGGAGGAGAGCUGAAGCCACUGAAGUCCACUACCCAGGACAACCAGUGUGCAGCCAUCACCAGGAGGGAAUGGCUUAUUCAAGAGAAACAGCAGGUGCAGAAGGCAAUUGAAGCUCUUCAAGCAAGAUCAUCAGCCCUGGAGGCAGAAGAACAGCAGCUGGAAAGAGAGACAGAGGGUCAGGAGACACGACCGCAGUGGCCGGGAUGCGACCUGACGUCCCUGCUGACUCAGCUGUCCCCAGAUCAGAUGCAGGAGGUCAGCAGGGCCUUGGGAGAGACCUUGGCCUAUGCUGGCCAGGUUCCCUUCUACAUGGAGCCUCCCGGAACCCUCAGGAGCCUCCAGGAAAGGACAAGAUCCCUGAACCUGGCCGUCAGAGAAGUCACUGCUCAGCUGUGCUCAAGCGAGAGACUGUGCAGCUCUCUGAGGAGGAGACUCAGUGACCUUGACACCAGGCUGCCUGUCUUGCUGGAAGCCAAGAUGCUGGCUGUAUCAGGGAGCCACUUCUGCACAGCCAAGGAGCUCUCAGAGGAGAUCUGGGCACUGUCGUCGGAGCGGGAAGGGCUGGAGGUGCUCCUGGGCAAGCUGCUGGCACUCAGCUCCAGGACCAUCAGGAGGCUGGGGAGUGUCAAAGAGGACUACAGCAGGUGCAGAAGGGACCUGGCCCUCCAGGAGGCCACCCACAAAGCAAAUGUUAAAGACAGCACCGUGAAGUACAUGGAAAUGCUGGAGGGCCAACUGCGCAGCUGCAGGUGCCCACUGCUUGGGAGAGUAUGGGAAACUGACUUGGAGGCUUGCCAGCUGCUGAUGCAGAGCCUGGAGCUUCAGGAAGCAGAGGGCAGCCUGCAUGUAGAAGACGAGAGGCAGACAGGUGACCCAGGGGAGGCCACCUGGACAGCCACCCUGGCUGACCAUCCUGGAUCCCAUGCUGAAGAGGAAAAGAAGACACCCUUGCAGGCAGUUCAUGAGUGGAGUGCUCACCUGGUCCCCUCACCACACUGCACUGGAGGUGAACAGAAAGAGGAAUCUUCCAUCAUUUCUGCUGAACUUGGAGAAAAAUGCGAAGCCAUAAGCACUAAGCUCCUGCACAUGGAAGACCAACUUCACAUGGCGAUGCACAGUCACGACGAGGCACUCCUUCAGUCUCUCUGGGGGGAGCUCCAGAUGGUGAAGGAGACACUACAGGCCAUGAUCCUGCAACUGCAGCAGACAAAGGAAACAGGGGAGGAGAGGCCACAGCUUCCUGCCCAGCAGCUGGUACCUGGGAAGCAAAGGCCUGAGCUAAGGUCUUUCCUGAUUCUAGAACCUCUGAAGGAAGCCAAACUCGACCUGGCCUCUAUACCUGCUGCAUCUUCCUACAGAUGUGUGAUCCGGCAGCACCUAUAACCUCACAGUCUGUGUGGGUUCACAGCUCCUCAGGCCCCUGGGGGUCCAUCCAGUCUCAGAAGUCAAUAGGGCGCUUUCCCAGUGUCUCAGCAAGGCAAGGUGCAUCCUUUUUGUGUUUUCUGGUCCCUACUUCGUCGGGACAUCCUGAGAUUCUGGCUCAGUGAGGUGGGAGGUAGGAGAGCAUGGAUGUGUAAGGAGACCCAAGACACUUCUGAGUCUCUCCAAUUACUGCUGAAGCAGUUCCCUUCUGCUCCCAAGCACAGUGUGGAGACCACAGUACAGUGUAGGUCCACAGUGGCCUCAAGAGACACGCUGAGGAGGCAUGUUAGCUACUUUGCUCUUGCUGUGACAAAAUACUUGGCAAAAGCAACUUAGGAAGGAAGGAAG